AUGUUUGAGAUUCCGAACAUGAGUCUGGACACAGCACGAGACGAACUCGGCGAUGGUUUCGCACGCAGGAUCGACGUCGACUUCAAGCAUUCCAAAUGCAUCUGGUGCAAAGCAGGCGGAACUAAAACGAAGAAGAAAAACCAUUCCCUAAUGGACUGCCCUACCACAAAACCUGCGGAGAACGACCAAACUUCGCUCUCAAAUGAGAUCUUUAAUGCUGGUAAGGAAGAUGCUGCAAUUGCAUAUAUUCAUCAAAAACAGCUUUCUGUGUAUCCUCGAGAUGACAAUGCGACGACUUUCUCGACUGGAUUCUCACGGCCACAUGUGUCAAAUUACACUGUUCCUAUUAAAAUUGCACCCGCUCCUCGUUCGGCUCCUUCUGGUCUUUCGUUCACUCCCAUCAUCCCUGUCCCGAGCUCUCAAACACCUGCUAGUUCCGCAUCUCAGGGCGUAUCAUCUAGUAUCCCAUCUACGUCCAUCGAUCAAAGCUCUUCCGGCUUUGUCAGUUCGUCCGUUGUGCCUACUACUGGUUCUACACCUGCAGCGACUGCCCCGAUUUCAGUCAUAAAAAACCACACUCUCCCGAACAUGUUGUCAGAUCAACCUCAUACAGAAGUUGCCCCCCAGUCUUCUGCUUUUGGGUUGAAUGCUGUUGCUUCUGUCGCUUCUGCUGUGCCAAUUACCAAUCUUCAGGACGCUCAUGUGGUUGAUUUCGGGGAGCUCUCACGCUACAAUCGAGCUCCUGGCCCAUCCGCUUACGUGAAUGGAAAUUCAGAUCUCGUGAACACUGGGGAAUUGAACGGAAAAUUAGAGAAACUCAAGGAUACCGCCUUACAAUAUCCCAUCAGACAGUCGCUUCGCGAAAGACCAAAGAAAGGAGAGGUGCUUACCAACUACUUCAAAAUUUCUGUUGAUCCACAGACUACUUUCUACGAGUAUCAAGUUCUAGGCAUCCCGGACUCAGAGUCACGGGCUGGCAAGAAGCGCUACAUGGACACCGCCAUCCGAAAUGUGCCCUUUCUUUACAGCAACAGGCAUGUCUUCGCCACUGAUAACGUAAACACCAUCGUAGCCUGGGUCAACUUACACCAGCAUAUACCUGGUGCGCGGGUUCAGUCCGGCGAUCUGAUGACAGAUGUUGGGUCAACAUGGGCACUUCUCGAUAUCGUUGACCGCGAUACGACGGUGCCUCUUGUCUUCCAGUACCUGCGACCAGUAGACAUCUUUGGUCUCCAACAAUACUCCAAUACCACUCAUCCAGACCCAGCUAAUCAUGACUCACACCCUGCGGAAAACGCUCUUAACAUCAUCAUGACCAAGUGUAUUGCGAGUAAUGAUACUUUGCAGCUGAACAAUCACAAGUUCUACGUUCGCAAUGCGUACUUUGACCUCAAGACGAACGAAGGAAAUGCAGUCGCUCCACUUCGUGCCUUGCGCGGUUAUUCAUAUAGGGUUCAUUCCGCCCUGGGAAAUAUCCUUCUGAAUGUCAGCCCCGCUAAUAGUGCCUUCUGGAGACCUUUGUUAGUGAGUCAAAUCUACCAGAAUGGUAGCGGUCCGUUCGGCAAUUCGAAAGAUCAUGUUAAGAGAGCGCUCAGGGGCGUACGCGUGUACAUCGAUUACAGCCGUGAAACCAAGGACAAGAAGUGCAAGCAUCCUAAGUGUAACGACCCAAAUUGCAGCACUGCCAUACCACCAGACAAAUUCAGCGCGAGAACCAGUUCUAAUAUGGACGGACAACAUGCGCGUAUCAAGACCAUUCGUGGUUUUGGUAAGGCAUGUAGCGAGCAAACCUUCUUGUGGGAACACAAGGAUGUCUAUGGCAAUAUCAUCGCGGGCCAAUCAGUUCAACCUACAGUCCAAGAAUACCAGCAGAGACAGUAUGCUCGAGUGUUGCAACAUCCUGGCUUGCCUACGGUUAAUGUUGGUACUGCUGGUAGACCAACAUGGUUCGCCCCUGAACAUCUACGUAUCCUCCCAGAUCAGAUAUAUGCGAAGAUUAUUCCUGACUUUGUUGCAAACGGUCUCCACCGAAACGCAUGCCGAGAACCCCGAGAGAUAAGAUCUCGAAUCGAACAAGAAGGACUCCGACACAUCCCGAUAACUGCAACUGGCCAGCUGAAAAACUGCCAUCCGAUAAGCCUCGAUCCUAGAAUGCUCCAGAUACCAUUCGUUCAGCUCAACCCUGCCACAAUUGUGUACUCGUUGACAGCCGUUACCAAGACCGUUAACGAAAACAAUGGAAGAUGGGAUCUCAAAGAGACCCAAUUCUUCAGAGGCAAUGCCGAAUCUCUGAACUGGCUCUUGAUCACUGGACAAGGUGUCGACGAACAUGGUGAGUCAGUGAGGGCGUUGACCCGUAACUUCGAUCAAAAAGUGAGAGAGACUGGUGUUUCACGAGCCUCUAAAAGGGUUAAGCAGGUACUAUCUUUAACAGAUGACACCGAAUCCACCCUGAGAAUGAAGCUCGAGAAUUAUCUGCGAGAACAUCGAGAAGAUGUACCCGACAUCGUGGUAUUAUUUCUGAAGACGAAGGAUCAGCAUCUCUAUUCCAGCUUCAAGUUUCUUACAGAUAUCGUCUUUAUCUUGCAGUCUAUCUGCGUCACUGAAGAUAAGAUGAGACCAAAGAAUCUCAAUUGGAACAACGACUCUGCCCUCGGACAAUACAUGGCCAAUGUUGCUAUGAAAGCGAAUCUGAAGAUGGCUGGAAUCAAUCACUCAGUGCAAGGCGUAGAAGAGCAGCUGAAAAACACCAUUGUAAUUGGUGCAGACGUCACUCAUCCAGGAAGCGGAGCGUUACAGGGUACGCCUUCGAUCGCGGCUAUUGUCAGCUCUCUAGAGGCCAAUGGCGGAAGGUUUCGCGGCAAUAUGCAGUUGCAAACUGCGAAACAAGAGAUCAUCCCUUGUCUCGGGGACAUGCUGAUUGAAGGUUUAUCGGAGUGGUGUCAACUCCACCAGCGCUUUCCCGAGAAUGUCCUCUAUUAUAGAGACGGUGUGAGCGAUACUCAGUACGACGAAGUUAUCACCAAAGAGCUCUCAACUAUCAAGAACGCGUUCAUCGGAGUUGCCAAACAGUUCAAAAAGCAUGUUCCCGAAUUCAAGACAACUGCGGUCAUCGUCACCAAGCGGCACAACACUCGUUUCUUCCCCCGUCAAAAAGAUGACGAGAUGCGUGGAAACGGCAACUGUAAACCGGGACUUCUUGUGGAAAGCUCCAUAACGUCACCAUACUACACAGACUUCUAUCUUCAAUCCCAUAACGCCAUCAAGGGGACUGCGCGAUCGUCCCACUACUUCGUUCUACAGAAUGAAAUGGGCAUCGAGAUAUCUGAUCUGGAGGACCUUACCCACAACCUAUGCCAUACAUACGUCCGGGCUACCACAGGCGUGUCUUACGCAUCUCCUGCUUAUUAUGCGGAUAGACUUGCGGAGCGGGGUCGCUGCUACUUGCGCGAAUGGUUCAAUCCCAGCAACGCUAAACGCAACGCCUACGAGACUCAUCGCCAGCAGGUCGAAGCUGAUGUAGAAGCUGCACGCAAUCGUCCUCAGCGCACUGGAAAUCGCAAGAAGACGCCAGCAGAGAUACAAGAAGACAAGGCCGAUAGAGAACAGGUUUUGCAGCAAAUGAGAGACUACAUCCGGCCAGUCGUUGAAACUAGAUGGAACACGCCCAUCCAUAACCUCGCUGAGCCAGGCUUCAGACCGAACGCCAAAUCCAAGUAUGACCAUCUGAAGGUCUGA
Messenger RNA from Alternaria burnsii, 3738 nucleotides. RefSeq lists its product as uncharacterized. The coding region runs from base 1 to 3738 and encodes 1245 amino acids. Gene Ontology annotation, molecular function: RNA binding; protein binding. Lineage: Eukaryota; Fungi; Ascomycota; Dothideomycetes; Pleosporales; Pleosporaceae. The transcript is spliced from 4 exons. The record is from RefSeq and is a predicted model, not a curated record.